This is a messenger RNA of Nasonia vitripennis (jewel wasp), 4210 nucleotides long. RefSeq names its product phosphatidylserine synthase 1 (gene l(3)77CDf). The transcript is spliced from 7 exons. Bases 1353 to 2765 code for a protein of 470 amino acids. NCBI's taxonomy places the organism in Eukaryota, Metazoa, Arthropoda, Insecta, Hymenoptera, Pteromalidae. The record is from RefSeq and is a predicted model, not a curated record. Gene Ontology annotation, molecular function: L-serine-phosphatidylethanolamine phosphatidyltransferase activity. Gene Ontology annotation, biological process: phosphatidylserine biosynthetic process.
GACGCAACAGGCGGAUCCUGCGGACUUGCCCGCCCUGCCUGGGGGGGUUGCUCUCCGCUCAUAUACCCCAUGUGUCUAGCUCGCUUCUCUAGUCAGUCUACAUCUACACUCUCCGGCGUCUCGCUUAAAUCUGUCGCUCUCGGGUGCUGGUGCUGGCAGCACCACGGCUAUACCUGCCCCUUCCACUCACCCUCAUUCACCCUCUCUCGUACGUCAAUCGCUCUCAGGCCUCAGCUUGCCCCCGCAUCUUGCACACGUGUCAACCAUACUCUCAGACUCUCUCGCUCAACCGUCUUUCGCGCUCAUAAACCUAUAAAAAGUCGCUCGGUUCUCGCUCAUAACCUCUGGCUCGGAGCGCUCGGUUUAUGGUUUAAUCCGUCGCUCAAUCUUAUCCUCACGCUUCACAUCUCUUUCAUCAUCUCACUCUCUCUCUCUCUCUCUCUCUCUCUCUCUCUCUCUCUCUCUCUCUCUCUCUCUCUCUCUCUCUCUCUGCACACGCACCUAUCACCUCCACAAUAUCAAGCCCAGAAAUACUCUAGUCGCUACUACUUAUUAGUGCUUACAAAGAGAUAAUAAUGCUUUGCAGCAGCUUAGUGAACAAGCUGGUCAGGUUCGACCUCGACAUAAACAAAAAAUCUCUGAAGGUCAAACAGCCCUAAUGCUGGCCGCUAAAAAUCGCAAUUUGGAAGCAAUGUCGGCGCUGCUUGAAAAUCCUCUCAUUCUCAUAUCAACAGGCGACAAAGAUAACAAGACGGUCUUGCAUACUUAUGUGGGGAAUAUUUCAUAUGCAGAGCCUAUACUAUAAGAAAGUCUAUAGAAGAAAGAAUCAUCGAUCCAAUGGAGAGACGUUUAUGAAAUACUAUAAACAUCUGAUUAGGCUGGCACUGGCCCUUACCAGCGAGAACAAGAGGGGACGCUAGUCUGGUGACUGGUCCCGACCGAGUAACUGAGUAGUCGCAUUGAGUGCGAGUCUUAUAUAUUGAUUAGCUGAAUAAAUCUUAUAUUAUAAUUAUUAAUUAAAUGGGUUGUGUCUUAAGUUAUUCUUAGUUAAAUAAGACUUCCUACACUUAUAUUACUCGAAACUUUCAAUAAGACUGAGGACCAGGCGUGCAAGAAUUUCCGUAAUAAGUAUAUUAAUGUCGAUCUUAAAACUAUCGUCGGAAGUCGUCAACUGUAAGGACAAUAAGGGACUAACGCCUAUCAUGAUCGCAGCGAAGAACAAACAGCUCGACGUCGUGGACUAUCUACUCUCGAGUGCGGAGCAAUCGUCAAGACCAACGACAGAAGUAAGGAGACGAUCCUGCACUUAAUUUGUUCAACAAUAUUCUGGACAAGUGUAAAGAAAUCUCAAGAUGACCAGUGAUAGUGAGAAGCAGCCACGAAGUAGGAAGUCAACCUGCUCCAGGUAUGACGAUGAUCAGAACCUCCUGGACUGUUAUGGCUCGGAGGGUCACAGGAUACGUUCUGGUACAGAUAGUUUCCCAAACAUUAAUGAGAGGCCAGUAGAGGAUAUUUCCAUUGAAUUCUUCUACAAACCUCACACAAUUACACUGCUGCUGAUCUCAAUAUGUGCAGUCAUCUAUUUUGCGUUUGUCAGGGACUGUUCUAAUGUUGAAGAUAAUCUGAGGGCAGGAUUACUAUCUAUCGUCUUCUUCUUCUUGAUAAUUUCAAUUCUUACUUUUCCCAAUGGUCCAUUUACUCGACCACAUCCAGUGGUAUGGAGAAUUGUCUUUGGAUGCAGUGUUCUCUAUGAGAUAUUUCUGCUGUUUAUGUUAUUUCAAAACUAUGAAACAGUGCGCAAAAUAUUCGUAUGGAUAGACCCAAGUCUAGCCUCCUUUCACAUAGACAUGGAUAAGGAGUAUGGAGUCAAUUGCUCUGACAUAACAGUCAAAAAGAUCUAUGAUCACCUGGAUGUGUUUGCAGUGGCUCACUUUCUUGGCUGGGCUUUCAAAGCUAUUCUGAUACGCCACCUUGGUAUUUUGUGGGCCAUAAGUGUCAUGUGGGAGGUGACAGAGAUAGCUUUUGCUCAUCUUCUGCCCAACUUUGUAGAAUGUUGGUGGGAUGCUAUGAUCCUUGACGUGCUUGUGUGCAAUGGUCUGGGGAUUUGGGUAGGACUCAAAAUUUGUCAGAUCUUGGAAAUGAGGGAGUACAAAUGGGUGAGCAUUCGAGACAUUGAGAGCACCACUGGCAAAUUUAAGAGAGCUGUACUGCAGUUUACUCCUGGAAGUUGGACUACAGUCAGGUGGCUUGAUCCUACCUGCACACACAUGAGAUUUGUAGCACUUUGUCAGUUAGUGAUAUUCUGGCAGGUUUCGGAACUUAACACAUUCUUCCUCAAGCAUGUCUAUGAGUUCCCACCAUCGCAUCCGUUUGUUGUAUCAAGAUUAGUAUUAAUAGGAGUUAUAGUUGCUCCUUCUGUCAGGCAGUACUAUAUGUAUGUGACAGACCCCUCAUGCAGUCGAGUGGGUACCCAGUGUUGGGUGUACGGUGCCAUAAUGAUGACUGAGGCUUUGCUAUGUAUAAGGCAUGGAGCUGAACUAUUUGAGAGGACGCAGGCCCUUAAUAUACUGCUCUGGCUCCUCUGCCAGUCUCUAGUUUCCGUGCUGUGUGUCUAUGGCUGUGUUUUGUGGCAUCAGUACUUUGCGACUGAUAAAAACAGCUCAGGUGCCCAGCAAGAAAGUCGCACGGAAGCUACUCCUACGGGCGGAGACGUGGGAGACGAUGCUGACGACCUGGAGCCCGAAGAAGACAAAAAGAACCUCUAAAAAAGCUGAUCGUACUAAUAAUACCAGCGGCUAAGGGCUGCGAACCUUCUAGUCGUGCUAACGAAAAUUUGAUGGAGAAAAUGGACAGCACGUUAACGUGCCAUAUAAAGUUCGUUAAAUAAAAAGUAAUAAAGAUAAAAGAGAGACGUAUGAAAGUGACAUAAUAACUUUUUGUUUGUUGGUUUGUUUUGUUCUUAAUUCAGGGAAAUGCGCGAGUGCGUGUAUUGCAUGUAUAGAUGAAUAAAAGUGAGAGAGAAAAAAGUAGCUUACGAAUAAAAUUUUGUCAAUUUUUCGUGCUUUUUCUUUUUAAAAGGUGUGAACUUUCCUUUUUUCAGUUUGAUGCAAAGAAAGCAUUUUAGCUUGUAUUGAAAUAACAUUUUUUUCUCUUACUGCAAUGUGCUUUCUUUAUGCCUUUUUUCAAUCUCUAAAUUUGGAAAAAUGUACAUAUGUACUAUAGGACAUUAAAAGGCCUACGUAUCAGCAUAGUAUCUGUAGAUGGUGAUAAUGCUGUGCACCUAACGUUUUCCAUUAUAUAAAAAUAAAUUGUCAUAUAUUUUAUUUCCUUUUUAAAUUAAAUACAAUUAAAAAAUGAUCUUUUUGAUUUUCUCUCAUAAAAACUUUAAUUUUGUAUUUCAUCUUUGACGUAACUAAUGUCUUACAAUAAGAAGUGUAUGGACUUAAACAUUUUCAAUGAUUAAUUUCAACAGAUAUUGCAAAAUGAAUAAAGUCUGAAAGCAUCUGAAAGAGAAGGAAUUCAUGCAGUUUUAAAAUUUGCAGUAAUAACGAUGUAUUCUUAUGAUAAAAUAAGAGCUACAGCUUUAAGAAGUAUAUUGUGUCUAAAAGGCGGAAAGUAACCGAUUAUGGAUGAGUGUGAACAAAUGGUAAUCACACUCCUCUGGGAAUCGUCUUAUUACGUCCUAUAAUGUACACAAUUUUUUUGUCCGAUUGAGGUAUAAUAGGAGUUUCGCGGUAGCUAUCAGAAACUUUUUAGUUCCGAGAAGAAAGUUUAUAUUUAAGUGAUAUAUCAUACUCACGAUUUAUACUUUACAGCAGUUAUCAUUUGCAAAAAAUGUAUUUGAUAUAAAAUAGAGUAUAUCUAUGAAAAUUGUUUUACUUUCAUUCAUUGAGCACAACAAAAUUCAGUACAGAUGUGGUUUAUGUAUGAUUGUAUAGACUUGUGUAUUAUUUUAUGUCAGUCAAAGAGGGGUGCCUUUGUGUAAAGCAUCGUUUAAGGAUAAAAAUUUAAGAAAAAUAUUUCAACAUGUGUAGACGACUUUGUAAAAAGCUUAUAGAGAAACUUAAGUAUAUGUCAUCUUCUAUUAAAGUUUGGUAUUUUCAUGUAGAAGUUUUUAGUGAUAUGAUUUCCGUACUGUAAUUGUAAAUCUUGGAGGAGAUGAAAUCUGUUGAAAUACAUUAAAAAACUGUGUACUGAGAACUUAAAAUCA